Messenger RNA from Pseudogymnoascus verrucosus, 1845 nucleotides. Its product is annotated as putative NRPS-like protein biosynthetic cluster. NCBI's taxonomy places the organism in Eukaryota, Fungi, Ascomycota, Leotiomycetes, Thelebolales, Thelebolaceae. The record is from RefSeq and is a predicted model, not a curated record. The transcript is spliced from 5 exons. Gene Ontology annotation, biological process: secondary metabolic process. Bases 189 to 1841 code for a protein of 550 amino acids. Gene Ontology annotation, molecular function: CoA-ligase activity.
UUUCCCCAGUGUCAUGUAGGCCGCUUGACAGAUAUAAGCUCGGUAUGGGCAAUUGGAGAUCGACCAGGCUGACUCGAAUGCCUGCGGUUAAAGCCUUAUUUCCCCAGCUUAUACAUCUAGGGAAGUCCUCCUACCAUAGCUUUUCUAUUCACUCCCAGUUCGCCACGUUUUGAUCUGAGACUCCGAAAAUGAUAUACCAGAACGCGAAGACCAUCCAAGUGCCAAAUGUAGAUGUCCUGACGCUACUUUUUGAUCACGAGAAUAGCAGCGCCAAGGAGGACUCUGUGCUCCACGCCGAAGCGUCUAACCCCGAACGAAGCAUAAACAAAUCACAGGCACGGGUUUUUACGAAGCAGAUUGCUCAUGGUUUACGCAAUGGAUUUGGUAUUGGAGCCAACGGGCCUGGAAAGGACGUUGUAAUGGUGAUGUGCUCCGGACAGUCCUUGCUGCCCAUGCUAUUCUAUGGUGUGAUCGCCGCCGAGGGUGUCUACUCCGCCGUCAGCACUUCCGCCACCGUGACCGAAUUAUCGAAGCAGAUAGACCAGUGUCCGGUCAGCCUUCUCGUGUGCACCGCCGACACAAGAGAGGUUGCAUGCAAGGCCGCCGAGAAAUGCGGGUUGUCUAAUGCCAAGAUCUUGAUUCUGGAAUCGAGUCCGGAAUGGAGUCUCAGAUCGCUCUCGACUGGCACCAAUUAUAUUUCGAAGCAGCAGCUGGACUGGAGAAGGAUCACUGACGCCAAGGAGCUCGAGAACUCUUUAAUAUGCCUCCUCUUUUCGUCUGGGACGACUGGUCCACCAAAGGGUGUAUGCCUCUCCCACACGAACCUGGUAUCCGAGGCAGUCCUCCCCGGUGAGCUGACAAAGGAGCAUUUGAAGAAGGCUGAGGCAGCUGGUGCACCCCCAUUUGAAUACCGAACUCUCGCCCAUCUCCCUGUUGCCCACAUCGCAGGGCUGCAGGGAUAUCUCGUGAACCCAUUCUACGCAGGAGGUCUCGUGUACUGGAUGUCAAAAUUCGAUUUCCAACAGUUCAUAGACAACAUAAAGAAGUUCCGCAUCACGAUGCUCUUUAGUGUGCCAGCUAUCUACCUCUUGAUAGCCAAGUCGACCGUGGUGACAGACCACUUUGACACGCUGAUGCUUGCUCAAAGCGGUGCUGCUCCAUUGGGCCCAGAGACCCAACGGGCUGCAAGCAUGAAGCUUGGGAAGGGCAAGACGUUCAUCAGCCAGACAUGGGGACUGAGCGAAACGACGGGCAGUGCCAGCUCCAAUCUCUGGGGCCCAAAGGACGAGACUGGAAGCGUUGGCACAUUGCUACCAAACAUUUCAUUAAGACUCGUCGAUGAGGAUUUCAAGGACGUCGCAGCUGGGAAGCCAGGUGAGAUUCUUAUUAAGGGUCCUGUGAUCUCAAAGGGCUAUUAUAACAAUCCGGAGGCCACUGCAGGAUCUGUUCAUGGUGACUGGUUCUGCACGGGUGAUAUUGGUAUCAUGCGCGACGAGAAGCUCUAUAUCGUGGACAGAAAGAAGGAACUCAUCAAAUACAAAGGUCUUCAAGUUGCACCAGCCGAGCUCGAAGCUAUUCUACUUGCGCAUCCUCUCAUCUUAGAUGCUGCUGUUAUCGGAGUGGAGGGAGAGGGAACGGAAUUACCAAGGGCCUAUGUGGUCGCUGACCAGACCAAGAUUUCGAAGGAGCAAAUCCAAGAAGUUGUCAACAGCGUCGUUGCAAGCUACAAACGGCUCAGGGGAGGUGUUUUCUAUAUUGACGAGAUCCCCAAGACUGCUUCGGGGAAGAUCCUCAGGAAGGAUCUUCGAAUGUUGGCAGAAAGGACCAAGUCAAAGUUAUAGAGCG